AUGCAGAAUAUUCCUCACGAUUCCAGCGUUCAACACAUCGCUGAUGCCUUCCACACUGAGAAUAUUCAUUACAUUGAUCUUGAAAAUUUACCGCCAGACACACCUACUGUGAAAUUGGGUAGUGACUACUGCUGUGACGAAAAUGGAGCCAUAACACUCCCCAAUUUCAUCGUGGCUCCCAUGAUGGCUUUGAGUAUGAGAUGUAAACCGUGUUCUACAUACGAGGGGGACAUCUUUAUUGAUAGGCUCGAUCUCAACUUAAGGACUGGUCCAACAUUAGAGAAUCCCAAAUGCAAAGUAUGUAGUUUGGUGAAGUGGCUCCUAACUGAACGCGAUCCGUAUGAGAGCACUGUGGUGGCCUUAUAUCCGGAGGACCCGCUGAUACUUUUUGAGGUUAUGCGAGAAAUAUGGAGUCGUUUCACCACCAAAGUCUUACCCUUUUCCGAGCAACACGUCAAAUACAGUACAAGAAUCUCCUACCUCUCACUUCCAGUGGGCUAUUUUUACAAAUCCCCUUUGAACAUUGAUGAGCCAGCAGAACUAAUGGAAUGGCCUGCUCUUAUGGACGCUUCAGCAGAAUGGACAAAUGGUUUUAUGUAUUUCCUUCGUAAGGAUAUUGGUGAACGCGGAAUACUCAGUCACGUGGCAUGCUUCAUCUUCUGCAAUCUAAUCCGGAUUAUGCGUCAUCACAUCUCAAAAAUUCUACGUCCAGAGGUCAAAGAACUGCAACCUCAAUUCCACAUACUGUACGCCAUUAAUGACAGGCCAUUUCUGGUGCAUCAAUUGGUAGCGAAAAUGGCAAAAGCUAUCUUCCUCUUGCUCACAGAAUUUGACCCUAAUUGGAUUCGGUCAUAUCACGUGGUAGACAUGUCACGGCCCAAAGAGAAGUCCUUCUGGUAUCGCUUUUGCUUGAGCAUAAUGGUGGAGAACAUUUUUGCAAUGAACAUGACCAAGGCAUUUUAUGACGGCAUGCAAGCUGAACAGUUGUACCUGCACUACAGUGUUUGUGAAACAAACCCAAGUGAAUGUCCGUGUCGCUUUGCUCGAUAUUUGGAAUCUUCCAGUUAG
This is a messenger RNA of Hydatigera taeniaeformis, 1068 nucleotides long. NCBI's taxonomy places the organism in Eukaryota, Metazoa, Platyhelminthes, Cestoda, Cyclophyllidea, Taeniidae. The record is from the annotation of a GenBank genome assembly.